Messenger RNA from Cylicocyclus nassatus, 794 nucleotides. NCBI's taxonomy places the organism in Eukaryota, Metazoa, Nematoda, Chromadorea, Rhabditida, Strongylidae. The record is from the annotation of a GenBank genome assembly.
AAAUAUGCAUGCAUACGGGAUACGGCUUCAAGGUAUUCGCAAUGUUCUUGCCAGAUAUUUUUCUUGUGGCUGCUGCGAUAAGUGUCAAUGGGCAAUAUUCCACUUCCACUUUGUCAGGGCCACAGAGAUCAAAAUCAUCCGUAAGGCAAGAACUCACUACAGUGAAGUCUAAAGGAUUUCUGCGACAAACAUCUUUUGAAUCGCGAAUACCUACUCCAUUUGUCCCAAAGACCUAUCGUCCUCUGCCACGACUUCCGCCACAUGACAUUACACCUCUAAGGCCCGGCCUAUUUUCCCUCAGCAAUCCUGUAUCCCCUUCCAUAUUAAGAAACGAGUCUACGCGAAUAUGGUCCGAGCAAAACUUCGUCGGGCCUGAACUUCCCUUACUGCCCGUUAGACCCUAUACCACAUGGAUGAAACUAAACCAUACUUCACGAAGCACUCCAAGAGCAGAUCCCACACUAUGGGCAACUUCAGUGAGAGAUGUAAGCGGAGCAACAUCAAGGCAUUCAAAAUGGACGGACAAAAAUUCUGCAAGAACUCCAGCUGCAGCAGCUACUCCAGCGGCAGAAAGAAACCGAGACAUUGAGUCGAAAGAUCCUGCGAGCUCAACUAAUUCAGCAGCUAGGCGGAAUCUGACCGUAAAAGUAGACAGGUCAAAAUACAAGAUGAUGCCCCACUAUAGGCGCCUAAAUCUGAACUAUAAAUUCUGAAGAAAGGUUCAAAUCUUUGUGAUAAUGAUUGUUAGCUACAGAAUAAAGCCAGUUGCUGAAGUUUUGGCGGAUAAAGAUUUG